GGCAAAGCAAAUUGUGAAGUCAUUAUUCGAUAAUAAAGAAAUUUUUUGGAAAAUGCUUCAAUUAAAAGGAGGUAAAAAAUCACUGGACUUGAAUGGUUAUACUGUCAUCGUUCCUAGCAUAUGUGUUGGCAAUGCGGCUCAGUUGGCGUGUGAUCUUUUGAUAUCCUCAAAGCAAUUAAAAAAAAUCGGUAAUAUACAUCAUUCAACUUUGAUACCAAUUUUCGGGCCCUGUGCUUUUGAGCACGAACCUAAAGAAGAAAAAGCAGCAGCGUGUGAAUUAUAUGAAAAUGCCGAAGAUAAAUUGUUGGUUUUACAAUUUCGUGCCCCAUUCAUAUCCAAGCACAUCAAAGAUUUCCAUCAAAAAUUAGCGCAACUUCUUAAAGAAGCUCAAAGUGUUAUCAUACUAAGUGGGAAUUUUGGUUAUGAAAAGCGCAUUAUAGAUGGGUCAUCUUAUGAGUACAAAGCUAAUGAGCAAUUUAAGGAGCAGUAUAAGGAGUCAUUAAGUCUUGUUAAAUGGAGGGAAUUUUCGGGUGAGACAAUUUUUGGAGGAGGCAAUGCUUUACAAUUAUUUCGAGUGCUAGAAAGCCUUCAUAUUCCGGUAAUGGUUUUGUUCCGGUAUUUGCUUGAUGGUGACAACUCAAUUGAUGCUACGCUUAUUGUUGCGGAAUUAAACGAGUUGUGCAAGGGAUUUUUGAAACAUAGCGAAGGAAGUCAAGAUGUUAAGUUGGUUAUACCAUCAUCCUGGAAACUUUUAUUUGGCAACGAUUUCCCCGAACUGAUAUUUUGAAGCUAUUCCCGCUUCAGCUUAAU
This is a messenger RNA of Glossina fuscipes, 810 nucleotides long. Its product is annotated as proteasome assembly chaperone 2. NCBI's taxonomy places the organism in Eukaryota, Metazoa, Arthropoda, Insecta, Diptera, Glossinidae. Gene Ontology annotation, cellular component: cytosol; nucleus. The coding region runs from base 53 to 787 and encodes 244 amino acids. The transcript has a single exon. Gene Ontology annotation, biological process: proteasome assembly. The record is from RefSeq and is a predicted model, not a curated record.